UUCCCUAAUUUGCAUAGGACAGAACGUUUCCUGAACAAACCGAAAGCAGGUGUGCCGCUGUUUACAGCUUUACAGGAAGAGACAGAUAUCACAAUCCGAAUUCAGGAAUACAGGAAAAGCAAUGGAAUCAUUUCCAGACUGCUGUCCUCAUGUUAGUAUGCCUGUAGAGACUGAUGAGUCUAUGACCUUGUCCUCUCUCAAUCUGGCCUGGCCUGCAUGCCAGCAGUGCCAAUCACAUACCCUUAAAGACACAGGAAAAAGUGGUAGAUUCAUCCCAGAGAUGUGUGUUCGUGAUGCAAGUAGAUUGGAUUACCUAGAUGGCUGCUAUCGGCUUCCUCCUAAAGAUUUAAGGGUCAGCCCCCUCACCAAACUUGCCAUAAGUGAUUCACAACACAUGGAGAGCACUGCAGGCUUGCCCAGUCUCUACUUGCCUCAAAGUUCAAGAAGACACCUUCAGAAAGACUAUAGAGCCCACAUAGAAGAUCUGAGUGAAGAUUUCUCAGGCAUCAGUCUUCAAAAUCGCUGCAGUUCCCCUGUCCUAUAUUCACACACCCAAAACCCUGUGAGUGAGGAUGAGGAGAGUCUAGAAAAGCCUCGUCCUCUUCGCUCUGACCUGAGAGAGGAUUUCUGCGGAUAUUCCCCAGCAAAGCAGCCAGGAUUUUAUGAUGAGUACCCACCAGAGGUUUUAUAUCACUGGCAUAAGCAGCCUGCAAAUUAUCCACAGCCCAACUAUCUCCUGCAUCCUUUCCUACCUGAUCAUGCAAGGCCCAUCUAUAGACAAGUGGCAGCUGUGAGGCCCCCUCAAGUUACAUCCCGUCAGAGCACAGCCCCUGUUAGAGAGCUCAUGUCAGAAGUGUGUGUCCAGCCUUCCCAACCAGCUGCUGCCGGCCACCCUCAAACACUGAGGCGCAACAUCAGUCUUCCUGAUGACUGCAGAGACAUUUUCAUAACAUAUUCUGUGGACACUGCAGCAGAGUUGAUGCCCUUUGUGAAUUUUUUGAUUAAUCAGGGAUUCAGACCAGCUAUUGAUAUAUUUGAAGACCGAGUUAGACAAAUGGACAUCAACAAAUGGAUGGACAGUUUUUUAAAAAAUAAGUCCGUGUUAAUCAUUGUAGUGAUCAGUCCAAAGUAUAAGACAGAUGUUGAGGGAGAUGGAUCUGAUCAACAUGGACUACACACCAAGUACAUACACACUCAGAUCCAAAAUGAAUUCAUUCUGCAGAGAUGUCUAAACUUCAGAUUGGUACCAGUGCUGUUUCCCAGUGCUAACCAAAGUCAUGUUCCACUGUGGCUACAGAGCACGCGUCUGUACCGGUGGCCUGAGGACGCUAAGGACCUGUUACUGCGAUUACUCAGAGAGGAAAAAUACAUCAUCCCUCCUCUGGGCAAAGAGCUGAUGCUCACUAUCAAACCUCUGUAAAAGUGAAUCUUCUGAUAUCAUGUCUAGAUCACAUUUCAUCUCCAGAUCAAAAGAAAAGAUGAAAUUGUAUUUUGUUUAAAGAAAAGUCUAUUUUAGGACCAUCAUUUUAUUUAUUUAUUUUUUAUUUUAUUUUAUUUAAUGAGAAAUGUGAACAUUUGUUCACCCAAAAAUUUAAAACAAUCUUAUUAUUCUCAAUAGUGAUUCUCAUAACUACAUUUUUUCCCCCUAUUUCUUUCAUUUGAUUUUGGGAUAAAGGUAACCACAACAUAAAUCCUCUGCAUUAAUGCUCUAGAAACACUUCACAGGCACUGCAGGUAAUACUUAUGAACUGUUUUGGAGCUGCAAUAAACGGUCUGUAAAUAAAUCUCAAUACCAACUCAGAUGCAACUUCUGAAAAAAAAGCUACUUUUUGUAAUGUCUAUUUUAUAUGCUUUUAUCACUUAAAGGGUUAGUUCACCCAAAAAUGAAAAUUAGCCCAUGAUUUACUCACCCUCAAGGCAUCCUAGGUGUAUAGGACGUUCUUCUUUCUGACAAAUACAAUCGGAGUUAUAUUAAAAAUUGUCCUGUCUCUUCCAAGCUUUAUAAUGGCAGUGGGCGGGUGUUUUCUUUCAACAGUUCAAAAGAAGUGCAAUAAAGUGCAUCCAUCCAUAAUAAAAAAUUGCCUCACAUGGCUCAGGGGGGUGAAUAAAGGCCUCCUGUUGCAAAUCAAUGCAUUUUUGUACGGAAAAUAUCCAUAUUUAAAACGUUAUAAACACUUUUUUCUAAUUUCUGCUAACUGUCGUACUUGCAAACUGUUCCAGACAGAUGACAAAGGACGUAUGCGUAUCGCAUGCGCCUGUGAGAAUAUGCUAGUUUUACGAGAACCAACGUUUGUUUACAGGAGCAAAGGAAGCAAAGUUUCCUUACUUUACCAAAGGAAAACCAGUCUCCUCUUGGUUUAUAUCAAACUCCUCUGACAUUUCUCUUUACAAAUCCUCGUUUUGUACUUCUAAUUCAUGAUUGGUGUUUUGUUUUGUUUUGUUUUGUUCUCUCCUCUAUGCUUCCGCAUUUGUCACUUCUAGCAAUAAAUUUGUGAUUAUUAGAUUGUGAUUAAAAUUUUUUAUCUAAUUAAUUACACGAUUUGGCGAUUAAUCACUUGACAGUUCUAAUUAUUACAGAGAUUAUGCCUAAUCCUAGACUAAAAUGGCCCUUUAAACCAGAUUGACAGAAAUCUGCUUUCUCCGUCAUGGUUUUGAAUAGUCUCAGAUUUAGUGUAGUCCAGAUUUUAAUAGGCUGCUUUCCUGGAGGAAGACUAGAGCUACUUCAAGACAAAAUUGAGGCUUAAAUUAAACCUACUAGGAGGCAGGUUUAACGCAGGUUUAACUUCAGAUUAAGAUUGUAUGCCCAGUCUUUAUAUAUCAAAAUUAUUGAUACCCUUUGUAGAUAUGAACAAAGAAACCUGUGAAAAUAAAUCUGCACUGUUAAUCAUUUUGAUCUUUUAUUAAAAUAUGAAGGUAAAUGACGUCAAAAAGAUUUGCAUACGCAGGGUAAAAUUUGUGAAAGUGUACAUAAGAUAGCAUGCGCAAGAAAAUAUUUGUUAAAGUGUAAAUUGCGUUUCAAGCGUAAGAAAAAAAGAUUUGCAGCAUUUUAUUGUUUUUUGUAAGUGUAAUUCAUGUAUUGUGAAACUGCAACUUCAUGCUAAGGCAAAAUAAAUAUGAUCUGUAUUCUUCUGA
This is a messenger RNA of Onychostoma macrolepis, 3132 nucleotides long. It is a transcript of the gene traf3ip2a, whose product is annotated as TRAF3 interacting protein 2a. The transcript is spliced from 10 exons. The record is from RefSeq and is a predicted model, not a curated record. Gene Ontology annotation, biological process: humoral immune response; positive regulation of canonical NF-kappaB signal transduction. Bases 122 to 1420 code for a protein of 432 amino acids. Lineage: Eukaryota; Metazoa; Chordata; Actinopteri; Cypriniformes; Cyprinidae.